Molecule: messenger RNA, 939 nt
Organism: Rhizoctonia solani
Lineage: Eukaryota; Fungi; Basidiomycota; Agaricomycetes; Cantharellales; Ceratobasidiaceae
Product: 14-3-3 protein
Exons: 5
Coding region: 1-939 (312 amino acids)
Biological process (GO): signal transduction
Cellular component (GO): cytoplasm
Source: RefSeq, a predicted model, not a curated record
AUGUGGGUUGAGGGCGCGGAGCGGGGGUCAGGGUUGUACCGCGGAUGGUGUGACCUGGAUCGCCCUCUGCCCUCGGAGUCGGUUGUUUCUGCCCUCUUCAACUGUGGUGUAUAUAACCCAUCGCUCUCUUUCGCUCCUCUAUCUACUCUCUCUAUCAUAAUGGCUGACUCGCGUGAAGACUCUGUGUACCUCGCCAAGCUUGCUGAGCAGGCGGAGCGCUAUGAGGAGAUGGUGGAGAACAUGAAACGCGUCGCGUCGUCGGACCAGGAGCUGACUGUCGAGGAGCGCAAUUUACUGUCGGUCGCGUACAAGAACGUGAUUGGUGCUCGUCGGGCAUCGUGGCGAAUUGUUUCAUCGAUCGAGCAAAAGGAGGAGUCCAAGGGCAACGAUGCCCAGGUCACCAUGAUCAAGGGCUAUCGUGAGAAGAUUGAGGCUGAGCUCGCAAAGAUCUGCGAGGAUAUCCUCGACGUUCUCGACAAGCACCUUAUUCCUUCUGCUGCGUCUGGCGAGUCCAAGGUCUUCUACCACAAGAUGAUGGGCGACUACCACCGCUACCUCGCUGAAUUCGCAACCGGUGAGAAGCGCAAGGCUAGCGCUGACAAGUCUCUCGAGGCCUACAAGGCCGCCUCUGAUGUUGCCGUCACCGAGCUUCCCCCUACCCACCCCAUUCGUCUCGGUCUUGCGCUCAACUUCUCUGUCUUCUACUAUGAGAUCUUGAACUCGCCCGACCGUGCUUGCCAUCUCGCCAAGCAGGCAUUCGACGAUGCGAUUGCUGAGCUUGACACCCUCUCGGAGGAGAGCUACAAGGAUUCUACCUUGAUCAUGCAGCUCCUCCGUGACAACCUUACCCUCUGGACUUCGGACAUGCAGGAUUCCGCCGACAAGUCGGGUGACAAGGACGAGGCUGCUGCGGAAGGCGACGAAGCCAGCAAGGCAUAG